AUUUAAGAACUUAAAAUACAUAAAUAUAUAAUACAUGGAAAAAGUCAUCUUUAAUUAGUAUAUAUAAUGUUUUCAAUCAACUAUAAUGUUGUGCAAAGAAACAAAGAAAAACAUAUUUAUGUAAAAUAUUUUAAAAUUUUAUAACAAUGUCUGUAUUUACUAGAAGAUUUGGACAUAUAUAUAGAACUUUAUUGCUGGAUGGAAGCCCGGCAAAUAGGACAGCAAAAUGGACUUUAGCUCUACUUAUCACUGGAGUUUGGAUAUAUAAAAGCGAGAAAAAGAAUCCCAAACAACGUGGUAUUUUUUUCAGGGAUAAGAAAGCAGUGCCCUUUUAUCAAUAUGAAGUCGAUGAAUGGAAUUCUAAAUUUAAAGGAGAUAAUAUUUGACAAUUUUUAAUCAAUAGAUGUAAAUUUAACGUUAAAAUAGUGUAAAAGUUUGGAUUCCUCAAUUUUUAAUGGAAUAUUGUAUAUUAAUU
Molecule: messenger RNA, 475 nt
Organism: Theileria parva strain Muguga
Lineage: Eukaryota; Apicomplexa; Aconoidasida; Piroplasmida; Theileriidae
Exons: 2
Coding region: 147-386 (79 amino acids)
Source: RefSeq, a predicted model, not a curated record